Ailuropoda melanoleuca (giant panda) is the source of this 3589-nucleotide messenger RNA. It is a transcript of the gene IPO4, whose product is annotated as importin 4. The coding region runs from base 103 to 3351 and encodes 1082 amino acids. The transcript is spliced from 29 exons. NCBI's taxonomy places the organism in Eukaryota, Metazoa, Chordata, Mammalia, Carnivora, Ursidae. Gene Ontology annotation, biological process: protein import into nucleus. Gene Ontology annotation, molecular function: small GTPase binding. The record is from RefSeq and is a predicted model, not a curated record.
CGGGGCGCGCAGCAACGCCCUUUCCGCCGGAAGCGGGUUUCUGGGCCUCCACGUGCUGUCCCUCCCCCCGCCCGACCCAGUAGCGGCGGCUCGGCUGCUGCCAUGGAGCCCACCGGGCUGGAGCAGAUCCUGCGGGAGCUGCUGCUGCCGGACACCGAACGCAUUCGCCGGGCCACGGAGCAGCUCCGGACCGCUCUUCGGGACCCGGCCGCCCUGCCCGCCCUCUGCGACUUGCUCGCCUCGGCGGCCAACCCUCAGAUCCGCCAGUUCGCGGCCGUGCUGACCCGCAGACGCCUGAGCACCCGCUGGCGACUGCUGGCGGAGGAGCAUCGGGAGAGCCUCAAGUCCCUGGUCCUGACCGCCCUUCAGAGAGAGACCGAGCACUCCGUGAGCCUUAGCCUGGCCCAGCUUUCAGCCACCAUUUUUCGAAAGGAAGGCCUGGAGGCCUGGCCUCAGCUCAUGCAGCUCCUUCAGCACAGUACCCACAGCCCCCACGUCCCAGAGAGAGAGAUGGGGCUUUUGCUGCUAAGUGUGGUGGUGAGCUCCCGCCCUGAGGCCUUCCAGCCCCACCACCGGGAGCUUCUUCGGCUUCUGAAUGAGACCCUCGGUGAGGUGGGGUCUCCUGGGCUCCUCUUCUACUCCCUGCGCACUCUGACCACCAUGGCCCCUUACCUGGGCACCGACGGCGUGCCUCUUGCACGGAUGUUGGUGCCCAAGCUCAUUGUGGCCGUGAAGACUCUGAUCCCUGUAGAUGAGGCAAAGGCCUGUGAGGCUUUGGAGGCCCUGGAUGCAUUGCUGGAGUCAGAGGUACCCAUCAUCACCUCCCACCUCUCUGAGGUCCUCACGUUCUGCCUGGAGGUGGCUAGCAAUGUGGCUCUAGGUGACGCAAUACGUGCACGGAUUCUUUGCUGCCUCAGUUUCUUGGUUAAAGUCAAGAGCAAGGCCUUACUGAAGAAUCGUCUCUUGCCACCCUUACUACAUACCCUUUUCCCCAUUAUGGCUGCCGAGCCUGCCCUGGGCCAGCUGGAUCCUGAGGACCAGGAUUCGGAAGAGGAAGAGCUGGAGAUUGGGCUGGUGGGAGAGACCCCCAAGCACUUUGCUGUACAGGUCGUAGACAUGCUGGCACUACAUUUGCCCCCCGAGAAGCUCUGUCCCUUGCUGAUGCCUAUGCUGGAAGAGGCCUUGCGGAGUGAGAGACCGUACCAGCGCAAGGCUGGGCUCCUGGUGCUGGCUGUGCUGUCCGAUGGAGCUGGUGACCACAUCAGACAGAGGCUGCUGCCCCCGCUGCUGCAGAUCGUGUGCAAGGGCCUGGAGGACCCCUCACAAGUUGUACGCAAUGCCGCACUGUUCGCCUUGGGCCAGUUCUCGGAGAACCUCCAGCCCCACAUCAGCAGCCAUUCAGGGGAGGUGAUGCCGCUGCUCCUCGCCUACCUGAAGUCAGUGCCUCUCGGGCACACAAACCACCUUGCCAAGGCCUGCUAUGCCCUGGAGAAUUUUGUGGAGAACUUAGGGCCUAAGGUGCAGCCCUACCUUCCGGAGCUGAUGGAGUGUAUGCUGCAGCCUCUGAGGAAUCCCAGCAGCCCCCGGGCCAAGGAGCUGGCCGUGAGCGCCCUGGGGGCCAUUGCCACAGCUGCCCAGGCCUCCCUGCUGCCCUAUUUCCCCACCAUUAUGGAGCACCUGCGGGAAUUCCUGCUGACGGGCCACGAGGACCUCCAGCCUGUGCAGAUCCAGAGCCUGGAGACGCUGGGGGUGCUGGCUCGAGCAGUGGGGGAGCCCAUGAGGCCCCUGGCUGAGGAGUGCUGCCAGCUGGGGCUGGGCCUGUGUGACCAGGUAGACGACCCUGACUUGCGGCGCUGCACGUACAGCCUGUUCGCAGCCUUAUCGGGGCUCAUGCGUGAGGGCCUGGCGCCCCACCUGCCACAAAUCACCACACUCAUGCUGUUGUCGCUGCGUUCCACUGAGGGCAUUGUGCCUCAGUACGACGGAAGCAGCUCCUUCCUUCUGUUUGACGACGACGAGAGCGAUGGGGAGGAAGAGGAGGAGCUCAUGGACAAGGAUGAGGAAGAGGAGGAUGACUCCGAGAUCUCAGGGUACAGCGUGGAGAACGCCUUCUUUGACGAGAAGGAAGACGCCUGUGCUGCUCUGGGGGAGAUCUCUGUGAACACCAGUGUGGCCUUCCUUCCGUACAUGGAGAGCGUCUUUGAAGAAGUGUUCAAGCUGCUGGAGUGCCCUCACCUGAACGUGCGGAAGGCAGCCCACGAGGCCCUGGGGCAGUUCUGCUGUGCAUUGCACCGGGCCUGUCAGAGCUGCCCCUCGGAACCCAGCACCGCAGGUGAGAGCGGGGGCUGGGGCCUCCAGAAACCAGGGAACGGGGGGNAAAAAAAAAACGGCGAGCGGGAGCGCCAGGUGGUGAUGGCCGUGCUCGAGGCGCUGACGGGGGUGCUGCGCGACUGCGGGCCCCUCGCGCUGCAGCCCCCCGGGCGUCUCGCCGAGCUCUGCGGCGUGCUCAAGGCCGUGCUGCAGCGGAAGACAGCCUGUCAGGACACUGACGAGGAGGAGGAGGAGGAGGAGGAACAGGCCGAAUACGAUGCCAUGUUGCUAGAGCAUGCCGGAGAGGCCAUCCCUGCCCUGGCCGCCGCAGCAGGGGGAGACACCUUUGCCCCCUUCUUUGCCAGCUUCUUGCCAUUGCUGCUGUGCAAGACGAAACAGGGCUGCACGGUGGCAGAGAAGUCCUUUGCCGUGGGGACGCUGGCAGAGUCCAUUCAGGGCCUGGGCGGCGCCUCAGCCCAGUUCGUGUCUCGGCUGCUCCCUGUGCUGUUGAGCAGCGCCCGGGAGGCCGACCCCGAGGUGCGGAGCAAUGCCAUCUUCGGGCUGGGCGUGCUGGCGGAGCACGGGGGCCGCCCUGCUCAGGAAUACUUCCCCAAGCUGCUGGGGCUUCUGUUGCCCUUCCUGGCACGGGAGCGCCACGAUCGUGUCCGCGACAACAUCUGUGGGGCUCUGGCCCGCCUGCUGAUGGCCAGUCCCUCAAGGAAACCGGAACCCCAGGUGCUGGCUGCCCUGCUGCACGCCCUGCCGCUGAAGGAGGACUUGGAGGAGUGGGUCACCAUGGGGCGUCUCUUCAGCUUCCUGCACCAGAGCAGCCCGGACCAGGUGGUCGACGUGGCUCCUGAGCUCCUGCGCGUCUGCAGCCUCGUUCUGGCUGAGAGCAAGAUCCCACCAGACACCAGGGCCGCACUGCUGCUGCUCCUGACGUUCCUGGCCAGACAGCACACCGACAGCUUCCACUCGGCCCUGGGCUCGCUGCCCGGUGACCAAGCUCAGGAACUCCAGGCCGUCCUGGGCCUCACCUAGACUGUGGGCUGCAGCCGGGCCAGAGAGGGCAGAGCCUGCCCAGGCCCCAAGACCACCUCUCAGCCCAGUUUCAGCUCGCGCCUUACCAAAGAUUCUGGGCCUCAUACCCACUUGCAGUCUCAGCCCCAUUUGCUGCCUUAACGGGGGUCUCCCUGGGGCUGAUCUGUUACGCUGUGGAACAAGACAAAUGGAGUCUUGACGUCCUCCCCUAAUAAAGGCAGUCCAGUUUCUGCUUGAA